CGGGAAAAUCCCUCCCAAUGAAUUUUCCGGCACUGAUUCCGUCGAACUCCCUUCAUUUUCUCGAGAAAACGAAGCCCCAUUUUCAGAUACGUCGAGGUAGAAUUCCGCUCUGGUCCACAACUCAUCACGUUGGAGCAUAUGUCCAGGCCUCGAGUGAAACCAGUGGCAAAAGAUCAGUCUCAAAGAAAUGUACGGACAGGGAAAAUGAAAACCGAGGACCGCUCAGAUUGGAGAAUGGUGGAAAGGGUUGGAUUCACUUCGUGGGUGUUGGAGGUUGUGGGUUGUCUGCGCUGGCCAUGCUUGCACUCAAACAAGGUUUUGAGGUUAGUGGCUCAAAUAUUGUAUGGAGCAGCUACAUGAAUGGCCUACAAGAUGCCGGUGCACAUUUGUAUAUUGGUCAUUCAGUGUCGAAGUUGAAAGGGAUUAAGGGGUUAAAAUUACCUGAUGCAAUGGUUGUUUCAAGUGCUAUUCCUCAAGACAAUGUGGAGAUUUUGUACGCAAAAGCUGCUGGAGUACCUGUAUACAAGCGUGAUUAUUGGCUGGCAAGGCUAACAGAGGGCUACAAUCUUAUUGCUGUUAGUGGUAGCCACGGGAAGAGUACAACAGCAAGUAUACUGGCUUAUGUUUUAAAAGCAAUGGGUGAUGAUCUUACAGCUGUGGUUGGAGCACAUGUUCCACAGUUUCCAGAAGGAAAUAUUAUCUCAGGUUGUGGUCAAAAUUUUGUGCUGGAGGCUGAUGAAUAUGAUGGUUGUUUUUUGGGAUUAUCACCUUACAUAGCUGUGGUAACUAAUCUGGAUUGGGAGCAUGUUGAUAAUUUUCAAGAUGAGGAGGCUGUUAAAUCUACUUUCAGGAGGUUCCUGAAACUAAUCAAGGUGGGUGGACAUCUAAUAAUAUCUGGGGACAGUCCGGGUGCAUGUUCUUUGCUAAGUCACAGAGGACAAGCAACAGGAUCAGAGUAUUCCAGCGAUGUGAUGUCGGUUCCAAAUUUGGAGCCAUGUGAUAAUCACUAUAGAAUAACAACUUAUGGGAUCUCAAGUCUUAAUGAUUGGUAUGCAUCCUCAGUUCAUUCCAACUUUCACGGUGGUACUGACUACACACUGUGCCAUAGGGGAUAUCGGGUGGCAGACAUCCGUCUACAGAUUACAGGAAUUCAUAAUGUCCUCAAUUCAUUAGCAGUUAUUUCCACAGUGAUGGUGCUUUUCAGUGACAGAAUGCAAUUUUAUGAGUUAAUCGAUCAUUUAAGGUCACACUUGAGAAGUUUCACUGGUGUUUCUAGGCGUUUUGAGAUGGUUGGUACAAUUUACGGAUGCCAUAUAUAUGAUGAUUAUGCACACCAUCCAACAGAAAUUCAUGCAGUUCUUCAAGCAGCACGUCGAAGGUUCCCAUUUAAGGCUCUUUUGGUCGUAUUUCAACCUCAUACUUACAGUCGUCUAGUAGCAUUGAAAGAUGGAUUUGCCACUGCACUCAGUGAUGCAGAUCAAGUUGUGGUUACAGCGGUUUAUCCUGCCAGAGAGACAAAUGUUUGGAAUGUGAGUGGCAGGGAUUUCGCUGCUUCUAUUAUUGGCCCACCAUCUGAAUAUAUUUCUUCUUUGGAGGACGUAGUUGAUAAGUUAGUGCUUCAGAUAUCCAAGGACCUUCAUCGCCAAAUUGUUGUUUUGACCCUUGGAGCAGGUGAUAUUACUACUGUAGGCCCCAAAGUGCUCCACAAAUUGCAACAGAAAUUACAAGCAAACUUGUAAGGUUCCAUGUGGCAGCUGCUUGUGCAUUACUUGAUUGAAUAUGAGAUUUCAGACCUUUGAUGGCUCAAAAUCACCAAAAAGAGAUUCCCAGGAUGAGGAUGAACAUAUCAGUAAUUUAUUGUUCGAAGCCAGCUUCUUUGAGUCAUUACCGACCACCUUGUACUUUGGCAAGAAACAAAUCUCCUUCUGCGACUACGACAAUAGUAUGGGAAGAUGAAAUCGAUGGCAGGCAAAUUACCCAACUGGUAAUGAGAGUUUCUUCUGUGGAUUUGGAUGGAGGUGAAACUAUUGAAGAAGAAAGUUCAUUACAUAGACUAUACUGCUAAGUGCCUACCAUGUAAUGAAUUUGCAUUUCCAAAUUUUUGUUGCAUUAUUUAUUUAUGUUCCAAUUUAGAGGAAAACAGAAAUGCUCUGUUGUAUUUAAUUACAAUUUACUCGACUCUUAUGUACAUACAUGCAAUAACUAGUUUGAUGAAAUGAAGAAUC
This is a messenger RNA of Alnus glutinosa, 2225 nucleotides long. RefSeq lists its product as uncharacterized. Gene Ontology annotation, biological process: biosynthetic process. The record is from RefSeq and is a predicted model, not a curated record. NCBI's taxonomy places the organism in Eukaryota, Viridiplantae, Streptophyta, Magnoliopsida, Fagales, Betulaceae. Bases 18 to 1739 code for a protein of 573 amino acids. The transcript has 14 exons. Gene Ontology annotation, molecular function: UDP-N-acetylmuramate-L-alanine ligase activity; ATP binding.